AUGCUGAAGGUGAAUCGAGUAUCAUCGAAGAACAGUAUGGAUUUCGUAAACAGUCUUGAUACUGACAUGUCCGUAGCUAUUCUUUCGUGCCUAGAUGAUCCAUCAGAUCUUGUCCGCGCUAGUGCUGUCUCACGCUCUUGGCGCGAGUUUGUGAUUAAGUACAGUCUCUCAAAGAAUCUUUGCCUGAGGUUGUUCCAUCAGCUAACAAGCGUGGAUCACAUAAUAGAAGCAAACGAAGAGUCCUCUGAAGCAGCAGGGUCAAGCAGUCUCAUGGAAACAAGGCUACUAGAAAAAGAGCACAGGGCUUACGCCUUGUUGAUUAGAGGAUGCGAAUCAUCCCCUAUCAGAAGCUGUAUCGCUGACGCCAUUAUAGCCUCUAGCACUGAUAACUUCCCAGCAGAGAGUAUCUUAAACACACUCGAAGAAAGAGAUCGAAUUGGUCCAACGCCUUCGUAUUGGUCGAGUACUGGACAACACAAGACUUCAGUGCCCGAAACACUUCUUUACAAGUUGAAGGGUGAUUUGUGUGUCAUCACUGAAUUCAGCAUCCAGCCUUUCCAAGCUUAUUUUCAGCGCGGUAGUCCGAUAUACUCUUCGCAUUAUGUUCGUUUCCGGUUGGGUCACCACAAUAGCGAUCUACAAGAUAAAAAAGGUGAAUCAGGAAAGACUCCGGUUGAAAGCAACUACGUAUGGACUUACACUUCACAAGAGUUUCCGAUGGCUCAGGAGAAUCGGUUGCAGAACUUCAAGCUUCCAGAGCCCGUUCUCUGCAUUGGGGGGUAUAUGCUAAUGGAGUUUAUAGGUCGAGUUCAGACACAAGAAAUGGAUGGCCAAUACUAUAUAUGCGUGUCACAUGUCAAAGUGAUGGGAAGAUCACUAGGGAAGUCGUUUCGGGUGGUGAAUCCGAAUGACUCUGGGAAAUUUGGGUUGAAGGUAAUGAGUUACAGUGAUCCACAAGAAAUGGAUGAGGAGGUGGAAGUAGAGGCAGGGCAAAGUCCGUUUAGACCAAUGAGAAACCUGGAACAGCUCUUGAAUUUCCUGCACAGGCAUCCUCUGGACGUCGAGUAUGUUUGGCCUGAGUCAGAGAACGAUGCUGAUGAAUCAGACGAUGAUGAGGUUUAA
Microthlaspi erraticum is the source of this 1122-nucleotide messenger RNA. The record is from the annotation of a GenBank genome assembly. NCBI's taxonomy places the organism in Eukaryota, Viridiplantae, Streptophyta, Magnoliopsida, Brassicales, Brassicaceae.